AUGUCGAUUCGGCUUUUCGCUUUCUGCGCCUACUAUCGCUUCGCACUAGGAUGUAUGCGAGCGCGUGAAAUCCAGUUCCUGCUCCCUCCAUCAGUCACAACUUACGAGAAAUGGAUUGCCAAAAAGAUCAAGAGACACCCGGAGCUCGCAGAUAAACUGCAAAAGAACAUUGAGAUGCUUCCAGCUAACGACGGCUCAAUCAUGUGGAUCGGCAACAGGCAAAAGGCAACAAAAUUUGUUUUGUUCUUUCAUGGAGGCGGAUACGUCGUGCCCCUACUCCCUGGCCAUCUCGAAUGGUGCUGGGAAGCAUACGUCAACGGCGGUCCAGGAGCUCACGCGGAGGUGGCAGUCGCCGUGCUCCAGUACACGCUCGUUCCUGAAGCGCGGUACCCUACUCAGCUUCAGCAAGCCAUCGCAGCUCUCAAUCAACUCAUUUCAUCGGGAGUUAAGCCCCGGGACCUCAUCAUCGGUGGCGAUUCCGCUGGAGGCAACCUGGCUUGUUCGGUCAUUCGUCACAUCUGUCACCCAUGUCACCUCGAGAUCCCGGCGUUGAGACUCGAGACCCCUCUUGCGGGCACCUUCCUUGUGUCGCCAUGGCUCAGCAGCAAGACAACGGCCCCUGCUUUCAGAGAGAACAACUAUGUCGACAUGAUCACAACCAAGUGCAUGUUCCGCGCCACAGCCGAGCUCCUUCACCCACGAUUUCCCGUCAGGAGCAAGUCUGACGAGAGUGAUCUUGCCAUGGCAAUGCCAAUGGAUGGCGAUAUGGCGUGGGUUGAUGAGAUAUCGUUGGCGACUACGAGCCUCUACGUCACUGGAGGCCAGCAAGAGGCUUUCAGAGAUGAUAUCAGGUCCUUCUCGGAGCAUGUCAGUUGUGGAAACAAUGACUUGGAUCUGCUUCUUGAGCUGUCAGAGCACGAAGCUCACGACUUCAUUCUGCUUGAGGGAAAGACUGGACGGGUUGGAGAUGCGACGAUUCGAAUGAGGAACUGGGCAGCGGCGCAGCUGGGGACGGGGCGCGCGUCGGUAUGA
Messenger RNA from Colletotrichum spaethianum, 1032 nucleotides. RefSeq names its product esterase. Lineage: Eukaryota; Fungi; Ascomycota; Sordariomycetes; Glomerellales; Glomerellaceae. The coding region runs from base 1 to 1032 and encodes 343 amino acids. The transcript has a single exon. Gene Ontology annotation, molecular function: hydrolase activity. The record is from RefSeq and is a predicted model, not a curated record.